AUGGAGUUCAAUGCGGUGAUAUUCUGUGGAGAGGGCCACAACUUGGUUCCGCUCACGUCGCCGGGAGAGUCAAGAAUAUCCAAGGCGUUGUUGCCUGUGGCGAACAAGCCGCUGAUUGAGUACGUGCUAGAGUGGUGCGAUCAGGCGCCGUUCCAGACGGUGAACAUUGUGACCGAGAUGAGGGAUGAGAAGCAGAUUGGAGAGGUGGUGGCCCAGUACGAGAAGCAUAGGGAUGCGGAGCUCCGGAACACGAGUCCGAUCCGGAUCUUCACGUCUGCGCUCAAGUCGACCGGUGCGAUUCUGUCGGAGAUCUUUCCCGUUGAAGAGGGCGACAAGAGCCACGAGAACUAUGUGGUGUUGCCGUGCGACUUCAUCACGGACGUUCCGCCGCAGGUGUUCAUCGAGGUGUACCGCGGAAACAGCGACGAGAACAUCGGGCUGAGCUUGUUCUACAACAAUAUCUUUGAGGCGGUGGACAAGAAGGUGUUGCGGAGCAACUACACCGUGUACUCGAACCAGGAGAACGGGAACAUGGUCCUGCUGGACAUGUACUCGAAGGACUUUGUGACGGUGGACAAGUUCUUGAAGAUCCGCUCGCAGCUCUUGUGGCGGUACCCGAGCACGCUUGUGUCGACCACGCUGCUGGACUCGUUCAUCUUCUUCAUGAGCGGGCGCUGUCGCCAGCACAGCGUUAGCGACAUCCAGCCGCACCGGCCCAUCAACAAGAUCAAGCGGGACCUCGCCCGCAACUCGUGGCAGCACUCUGACAGUAAGUCGACCAUCGGCCUCUUUGCCCUUCCGCAGAACGCGCUCUUUGUGCGCUGCAACAACCUCCCCGUAUACAUGGAGAUGAACCGCUACUUCUUGCGGGACGUGGCCAGAUUCAACCCCAACAAACACAACAACGCCAACAAGGAGAACAAGGACUCCGCCACCGUCGGCAGCGACUGCAUCGUCGGCCACGACAGCGUCCUCGGCGAGCGCACCAACGUCAAGCGAAGCGUCAUCGGCCACAACGUGCACAUCGGCCGUCGCUGCCGCAUCUCCGGAUGCAUCCUCCUCGACGGCGUCACCCUCGACGACGAGGUCCAGCUUGAAAACUGCAUCGUCGGCAAGAACGUCCGCAUGGAGCACCGUGCCCGUCUCGUGAACUGCAACGUCGAGGGCUCUUACACCGUCGGCAAGAACGUCAACCUCAAGGGUGAAACCCUCAAAAACAUCUCCCUCGACGAGCUCAGCGACGGCGUCCUCUACGAGAGCGAAAGCGACGACACCGACCCUGCGUCCUCCGUCGUCGCCGGCAGCGACUCCGAAAGCUUCGACGACGAAGGCUUUGAGGAAGAGGAGUACGACGACGAUAUCUUCACCCGCUAG
Messenger RNA from Pichia membranifaciens NRRL Y-2026, 1374 nucleotides. RefSeq lists its product as hypothetical. Gene Ontology annotation, cellular component: eukaryotic translation initiation factor 2B complex; guanyl-nucleotide exchange factor complex. Bases 1 to 1374 code for a protein of 457 amino acids. Gene Ontology annotation, biological process: cytoplasmic translational initiation; biosynthetic process. The transcript has a single exon. The record is from RefSeq and is a predicted model, not a curated record. NCBI's taxonomy places the organism in Eukaryota, Fungi, Ascomycota, Pichiomycetes, Pichiales, Pichiaceae. Gene Ontology annotation, molecular function: translation initiation factor activity; guanyl-nucleotide exchange factor activity.